Molecule: messenger RNA, 3363 nt
Organism: Anoplopoma fimbria (sablefish)
Lineage: Eukaryota; Metazoa; Chordata; Actinopteri; Perciformes; Anoplopomatidae
Gene: hhipl1
Product: HHIP-like 1
Exons: 9
Coding region: 159-2591 (810 amino acids)
Cellular component (GO): membrane
Source: RefSeq, a predicted model, not a curated record
CGGUCCGGUUCCUGACGCUGCAGCCGGGACACAGACAGCCGGGUCACAGCGGUUCACCACGUCAGAGGGACACGUACCGCGGGGGGCCGAGUCCGGGCAAAGUGCACACAGGAAGCCUCUCCAACACUGCCUCCCUGGUCUGAAGCGGGGCAGACACGAUGCAGCGGGGCAACGACGCGGUGCAGCGGGGCAACGACGCGGUGCAGCGGGGCAACAACCGGGUGCUGUGGUGGGCUCUGGCUCUGGCUCUGUGCGUCGCGCCUGUGAUGUCGCACCCGCAGUGUUUGGACUUCAAGCCGCCCUACAGACCGCUCAGGGAGCUCGAGUUCUGCGUGAUGUACAAGGAGUUUGGCUGCUGUGACCACCAGAGAGACCAGGAGCUGAUGGCCAAGUACUACCAGAUUAUGGAUCACUUUGAUUAUUAUGGGUAUGCCAACUGUGCUGGGUUCGUCCUGGAGCUGCUGUGCCAGGAAUGCUCUCCAUAUGCAGCUCACCUCUUUGAUGCUGAAGACCCGAGCACCCCAGUCAGGACCAUCCCCGGCCUCUGUCCUGACUACUGCUCCCAGUUUUGGAAGAAGUGCAGCUCCACCAUCCCAUACCUGUCUGACGACCCAUUCACAGCCACAGUCAAAGAAGACCAGACACGUCUCUGCCAGUAUCUGAAGCUCGACGAUGUGGACUACUGCUACCCUAACCUCCUCAGCAGCCAAAAGCUCAGCCAGAGUCUGGGCCGGGUUCAGUCAGACUCUGAUGGCUGUCUGCAGCUGUGCCUGGAAGAAGUUGCCAAUGGGCUGCGGAACCCGCUCGCCAUGGUGCACGCCAACGAUGGCACACAUCGGUUCUUUGUGGCAGAACAAGUAGGCUUGGUGUGGACGUACCUUCCUGAGCGGUCCAAACUGGAAAGACCAUUUUUGAACAUUACCAAGGUUGUGUUAACGUCAUCAUGGGAAGGUGACGAGAGAGGCUUUCUGGGACUCACCUUUCACCCAAAGUACAAAUACAAUGGGAAGCUCUAUGUGUAUUACUCAGUGGAGGUGGGUUUUGAGGAGAGGAUUAGGAUCAGUGAGUUCCAUGUGUCAGCCAUUGACAUGAAUGUGGUGGAUCACGCCUCUGAGCGGGUAAUUCUGGAGAUCGAUGAACCAGCAUCCAACCACAAUGGAGGGCAACUUCUAUUUGCAGAUGAUGGCUACUUGUAUGUUUUCACAGGGGAUGGUGGAAUGGCAGGAGAUCCCUUCGGGAAAUAUGGGAAUGCCCAGAACAAGUCAGCUCUGUUGGGUAAAGUUCUUCGCAUUGAUGUGAAUGACAAUGAGAGAGGCCCGUUGUACAGAAUUCCUCCAGAUAACCCCUUCAUACACGAGCAAGGGGCACGACCUGAGAUUUAUGCUUACGGUGUCCGCAAUAUGUGGAGGUGUUCUGUGGAUCGGGGCGACCCACGGACCAAAGAGGGCAAAGGACGUAUCUUCUGCGGGGAUGUGGGCCAGAACAAGUUCGAAGAGAUUGACAUCAUUGAGAAAGGACGAAACUACGGAUGGAGAGCCAAGGAGGGCUUCUCUUGCUACGACAAGAAGCUGUGUGCCAACAGCUCGCUAGAUGAUGUCCUCCCUAUUUAUGCGUACCCUCACAAGAUGGGCAAGUCAGUGACUGGUGGCUAUGUGUACCGAGGCUGUGAACACCCCAACAUGAACGGCAUGUACAUAUUUGGAGACUUUAUGAGCGGGCGUUUGAUGAGCCUGCGGGAGGACAGAAACACAGGGAGCUGGGAAUACAAUGAGAUAUGUAUGGGGAUGGGCCGGACCUGUGCCUUCCCUGGACUCAUCAACAACUACCACCAGUACAUCAUCUCCUUUGCAGAGGACGAAACUGGCGAGCUGUACUUCAUGUCAACUGGAAUACCGAGUGCCACAUCACCUUCAGGAGUCAUUUAUAAAGUGGUGGACCCCUCCAGACGUGCUCCACCGAGACAAUGUCACUAUGACCCUCUUCCUGUCAGAGUGAAAAGCAACCUCAUCAAGUUUGUUCCCCAGGAAACAUUAAUCGGCGUUGAGCCGCCAAACAAAAUCAAGCCUGAGCCACAACCCACGGAGUCUGUCGACUGGCUCCAAGAGCUCAUUGAUCGUCUAGGAGGACCAGAACCGACCAUCAUGUUACCAACCACAACUACCACCAAAUCACCAAGACAUUCGAGGAGGAAAGGCAGACGCAGGAAGGGCAAAUCCAGAACGGAGAGUACACCCGAGCUCCAGAACGGAGUGGUAAGGCUGGCUGGGGUGGGACAGGACCGAAGCGACCGUGGACGGGUGGAGAUCUACGUUAACGGCAACUGGGGCACCGUGUGUGACGACCUAUGGACCACCAGGAAUGCUGCAGUGGUUUGCCGGCAGCUGGGAUUCAGGUAUGCUCUGAAGGCAGCCAAGAACUCUGAGUUCGGGGAGGGGAAUGAUCUGCAGAUUCUUCUGGAUGACGUUCAGUGUGAAGGAACCGAGUCCAGCCUGCUGGACUGCCAACAUGGCGGCGUGGGGAUACAUAACUGUGCCCAUUAUGAAGAUGCUGGGGUGAUCUGUGGCAAUUCGGACUCCGUUGUUGAAAUCUAAAUGGUUGACUACUAUGAAAUCAGGACUAAGGAUCAGCAACUAAACUUUUUGGUCUUUAAAAUCCACCCCAAAUUUAACAGUUAAAAACAUGUAUUUUCAAUCUACUCCUGGUGGAGAAUUGUCUCAUUCCCAUGAAUGAGCACACCAAACAUAAACCACAUGACUUAGUGCCAUUGUAAAAUUUUCAGCGGCUCCAAUUAAGUUGAACAGAAUAAAUGUGUUCGAAAAUGACUGUAUUUCGUUGUCAGUCCAUCACAGUAGAAAGGUAAGGGGGCAUUUUUGAAUAAGGAGCAUGCCACUAAUUGUAUUCAUAGGAACCACUGGUGAAUGCAAAAGGUUUAGGGAAUCACAAAGUGAUGUAGGUUUAGGGAACUGGCAGCACCAACAAAGGCAAUCUUUUCAUCAAAGCGUUCUAGAGGUUAUUUAUUAGAGAACCUACAGCUGGAAUGCAUCUAACUCUGUAACCAUAUCUUAGGGUGGGGUGCUCCUUCAGUAAUGUGUUACUUGCCAGUAGUGUCUCAGUUUUGUGUCAAAGGUAAAUGUUAAUAACAGAGUUUAUUUUUAAUUUUCCAUCAUACACUGAAAUGUUUCAUUUGAAAGUUUGAAUUUGAAAGUAUUUUCUUUCUCAGUGAUUUGUUACAGUAAUCAAUUUGACAUCUAGUUAUGUCGUCAUAUUUCCUAGUGAAUGUUUAAUGCCCACUGAAUGAAUGUAUGGGUGUGUUAUGGUAUUGUGAUUUUAGUAAAUAAUAUGAAUAAAAAGCUUUCUAGUCUG